Messenger RNA from Brienomyrus brachyistius, 5564 nucleotides. RefSeq names its product bleomycin hydrolase (gene blmh). The coding region runs from base 1393 to 2841 and encodes 482 amino acids. NCBI's taxonomy places the organism in Eukaryota, Metazoa, Chordata, Actinopteri, Osteoglossiformes, Mormyridae. The record is from RefSeq and is a predicted model, not a curated record. Gene Ontology annotation, cellular component: cytoplasm. Gene Ontology annotation, biological process: L-homocysteine catabolic process; response to toxic substance; proteolysis. Gene Ontology annotation, molecular function: cysteine-type aminopeptidase activity. The transcript has 15 exons.
GACAGACUCUGUUCGUGACGUCACCAGACAUGGUCUUCUAUAAAAACGGGCGCUCGACCCUCUUCUUUCUUUUUCAGUCUAGGACGCUUAGGGUUCGCAAGGAUGGCAUGGGAGGCGGUGGCUAUGUUAAAUUUUUUUAAUAUAACUGUUUCUUUUGUAAAAUGUUUAAAUAUGCAUCUCCCUAUAUGUGCUUUCGGAUGAUGCAUCGUUUAAUUUAGCAAUAUGAUUUGUUUGCCGGCAUGAACUACAUGCGCCGAAAAGCACGUGGCAAAUGCCUGUUCCCCUUAGUCUCUCUUCAGGGACGAUGAGUAGAGGGGAGGUUUUCUGUGCAGCUAGGGCGACAUCUGCUUUGCCUUCCUAGGGCUUCGUAACCCAUCCGUUGAUCGCUUCUUGGGAUGCUUUUUGGGCCGUUAAGGGUUGGCGUUUCUCCAGACCACCUGUGUUCUUUGACACUCCGGAAGGAAGCCUGGCGCUCACAGCAGUUAUUGUCUGUCUUGAGUUCAAUAAAGCUGAUUUUGUAUUGGAAAAAAGACUCUGUAGUUUUGUUUGCUGUUACUAAAUGGAAUCGGAUCGUGAAGUUAUAAGCUGCUACAUCAAUGAGUCGCACAUAGAUUCGUGACCUACAUUCUCACCACACUUGUUCGGCUGGGUGUGCAUUGAGUAAGAUUGCAGUGGUAAUGCGUAUACAUUUGAGCCUGUUUUGCUGGUUUUUAAUCUGCUGAGUUUGAUCAUUGAAGAUUUCAUAUGUUUUGGUCACUUGUUUAUAAAGGGGUAAUAGCUUGUAUAUUCUGGACCAAUCCAGUAUUGCGAUGACUUUUAAUUCAUGGUGCCACUGCACCUCUGGGAGAGGUUAGCGUGAAUCAUUGGUAAAUACAAAGGUACGGCUACGUUUAAAAUGAAUAGACGAACCUGCUGGGAGGACCUGCAUGUGACACGUGACUGCCCGCGAGUGGCGAGCUUACCCGAAGAGCGCGCGCGCUCUUUGCACGAAAGCCGGUCUUUUACCGCGAAGUGCUUAAUGACAGUUCAUCCGUCUCAGCCCCAUUUGAUUCGACGGGGUGUUAAGAGCGUACGAUACUAUCUGAAGUCACAUAAAUCCGUUUCAAAUCUCCCGCCUAUUCCUGACCAGUAGUUCGUAAUUUAAUAUUUCAUCUGGUGAUCCCUGUGGAGUCUGCGCAGGGAGCCCUCCAUACCACUGCGAUUUUACAGAAUUACUGAUUUUAAACGUUUUUGCGAGUCCGUGCGCUGAGCAUCGGGUCACACUGCCAUCCGGUCCGCUUCCUGUUUCCGGGACACGAACUGCUUUGGUGAGAGGGGCCAUAAACAAAGACCGAUCAGCCCCCGAUCCGGCGACCCUUCAGCAGAGAUCAGCACAAACCCCCCGCUGGAGCGAUGGACACUGGUAUAAUUUCUAGCUUUAUGGUGACUCCCAUCAUCUCGGACUCUGAUCCCCUGGCUCCAAUCCCAUCCUGUACUUCUCCUGUCCCAGGACUCAGCCAGGACAAGAUUGCCUCCUUCGCCAAGCGCCUGAAGGCAGAACCGCGCUACCUACUGGCCCAGAAUGUCUCCACCUGCAUCGACCCUCUGGAGGUUUGCUUGCACCGGCAGACGGUCCAGGACACUGUGCACAUCUUCCAGCACAGCAUUCCAAUGGAGGGCAAGCCCAUCACCAACCAGAAGAGCUCUGGACGAUGCUGGAUCUUCUCCUGCCUCAACGUGAUGCGCCUGCCCUUCAUGAAGAAGUUCAAUAUCGAGGAGUUUGAGUUCAGUCAGUCCUACCUCUUCUUCUGGGAUAAGGUGGAGCGCUGCUAUUAUUUCUUACACGCCUUUGUGGAGACGGCCCUUCGGAAUGAACCAGUGGAAGGGAGGCUGGUCCAGUUCCUGCUGUCUAAUCCCACAAAUGAUGGGGGACAGUGGGACAUGCUGGUCAACCUCAUCGAGAAGUAUGGAGUUAUUCCAAAGAAGUGCUUCCCGGAGUCUCACAGCUCGGAGGCAUCGCGGAGGAUGAACGACAUCCUCAAUCACAAGCUCCGGGAGUACUGUCUGAGGUUGAGGGACAUAAUGGCCAGCAGCUACACCAAAGCAGACUUGUCUGAAGCUAUAGACACCAUGAUCGAGGAGGUGUUCCGCAUAGUCAGUGUCUGCCUGGGCAGCCCGCCUGACACCAUCUGUUGGGAAUUCCGGGAUAAGGAGAAGAACUUCCACCGCAUCGGCCCACUGACGCCCCAGGAGUUCUACAGGGAGCAUGUCAAGCCAGUCUACAACAUCCAAGACAAGGUGUGCCUGGUGAAUGACCCACGGCCCACAAGUCCCUAUUCGAAGAUGUACACAGUGGAGUUUUUGGGUAACAUGGUGGGUGGGAGGAAGACAUUAUAUAACAACCAGUCCAUCCAGUUGCUGAAGAACUCUGCAGCAGAUUCCAUUAAGGCUGGCGAGGCGGUGUGGUUUGGCUGUGACGUGGGGAAGCACUUUCACGGGAAACUGGGCAUCAAUGACAUGAACGUGUUCAACCACGAGCUGGUGUUUGGAGUCUCUGUGAAGAACCUGUCCAAGGCCGAGAGACUGAUCUAUGGCGACUCGCUCAUGACCCAUGCCAUGAUCCUGACUGCUGUCACUGACAAGGAAGGGAAGGACGGAACGUUUGAGAAAUGGCGCGCGGAAAACUCCUGGGGAGACGAUCGCGGAAAUAAAGGUUACCUCAUCAUGACAGAUGACUGGUUCUCAGAGUACGUCUACGAAGUCGUGGUGGAUAAGAAGUUUGUUGCCUCUGAGAUACUGGAGGUGAUGAAACAGGAUCCCAUUGUACUUCCUGCCUGGGACCCAAUGGGAGCACUCGCCUAACGAAAAAAUGAAAAUUUUAAUGGGGGAGGGGGGGUUCCCCCCCACCACCUCCGUCCCACUUCUCUCUCAUCCGUCCAAAGACUCCCACACCAUGGACUUCUCUAGACAAAGGACACCUUUUUUUUUUUUUAAAGAAAAGUCAACAAUACAUUUUAAUUCUUUCCCCUUUCAUGCCUUCUCGCUCUCUCAACUCAGUUAUGGUUUCCAGUUCAGUGAAGCAGUGGGUUUUUAUUUGAAAUUUUUUAAAAUCUUCUUAGGUUGUAAGUUUUAUCAGACCCAGUUUUCAACCCCAGGGAAGUGGUUCCCAGCUUCCUCAUUCAGUAUAUUUGUUAAGGUCUAACAGAAGAUCACCUGACUCAGCGAAGAGUCUGAUGGUCAGUUGGAACAGGUGUGCCGGCACAAAGCAGUGUUAGUGACAGAUGGGCGUUGCACUGGAUUCCAGGGGGCAUUGGGGCUAGCGGUCAGCUUUCCCCACGUGUACUGUACUUGCCUCCUGUCUACACUGCACCCCUAUGGUGUAAUAGGGUCUUGGUGCUCCUGUGAGUUGCUGGAUUACUUAGCACCUGCACUUCUGAGGCCUGCAGAACUGCCAGAGCUGUUCCUUCACACUCUUAGUUCAGCUUUGGCUUUAUAUUAUAUUUCAUUAGUCUUCCUCUAUUAAAAAAAAUAUCUAAAUAUUAGGCGGAUCACAUCUCUUCUGGUGCUGGUAUUCAUGUUGUGAUUGGAAGUUCUCUGUGCUCCUAAUGGGUCUUGGAAUAUGCCAAGUUGGCCUUGUAGUUCUGCCAAGGUUAUGGGCUGCCAAAUGGGCUAGUGAUUAAAAAUAAAUACACGGGAUGGAUUAUAACAAGCACAGCAUUGCUUCAGUGUAGAAUUUCCAUCCUCGAUUCCAGAACUUGGUCUUCUUGUAUCUCUAACAGGAAACAUUCUGUAUGCAAAUUUAGCUUAACUCGUGCAUACUUGGUGGUGCAUGUGUAUAGACCGUGUGGAAGGGUGGGUGCCACAGAGGCUGGAGUCUGCCUGACGCAUGUUAAUGAGGAGGGCUCUUCUCAUGAUGGGAAAGUCUAAUUUAACUGUAAGACUCUUCCCCUGACAGUACAGCACAGCAGUACAGCAGAAAGUCAAGUCCCCAAGAUUUUCAAAUGAGAUGAUUGCGUAUCAUAUAAAAUGGUUUUGUUACUUCUCUGUAUCAUUUGCUGUCCUUAUUGCUUGGUGUGUUUUCCUUGCUUAAAUGUGCUCUGAAUGUUCAGUGUCUUUAACAAAGAAUCAGGAUCUCAGUUGUUGCAUUUAGUUCCUUCUCUGAAACUGUGAUGAAUGAUGUAUUCAGAGGGAUACAAGUCAGGAACCGGCUGCCUGACAUUGUUUCUCCAAAGCCAGUACGCCCUCUUCAUUCACUGAAGCAGGGUCUAUAGGAGGCAGAUGCUAUAUUUUUGCUAAAAAUAUGAGGCUAUCUGAAAAAUUAACCUGAGCUGAGUCUGGUGGUACAGAGAUUGAGCGGCUGAUGGGAACGGAGGUUAACGGCAGCGUGUGGUGUGCCUUGUGCAGUGGAAUCGCGCCAUGUAGGGAAGGAGUAAACCAGCUCUUUGAUCUAGACCAUGAAGUUCACUGGAAUACAAGAAUGGCUGUACGCUUAUCGUAUAUCUUUGUAUAUGCUGACAUCAGAGGAAUGACGGCAGGAAUUCUUAUCUCCAUCUGCCUGUACCUGUGUGGGUUAUGUUUUGGCGUUGCUUUUAAAUUCCAGAGAGCAACUUCCUGUUCAGCAGGCAUGCAAAAAACUGAGAUGUGAGUCAAGAACGACUGAUAAUUUAUGUUCAGAGGACACAACAUUGGCUUGUGGUUUCAUGUCAUCCAGAUCAGACAGGAGCCACUUAAAUUACCCUCACAUGAUUAUGGUGGUCCAAGUGGCACACUGGCACCGGACUCCAAGUCCAACUCAUCACUCAAUGCAGCCUGUAGCAUCAGAGUGAAUGUAACAGCACACAGUGUGCGAUGAGGGGGAGCCCUAACAUGAACUGGUGCUGGGCUUCUCCCUCGAUAUCGGCUCUGAUGCAGGAAGCAAUAUUUUUAAUGGAAUUGUACAUCAACUGCCCCAAAUUCUUUUUCGAGUGAAUCUAUCCUUAUCCUGCUUCAUGGGAACAUCAGAAGUGUAUAAGGAUGGAACUUUUCCAUUUUGUAGUUGCUUCAAGACCCAGCGUGGUACUCAUCACAAACGUGGGUGCUUAUUGGUGCGCCUAUGAGGAUGGGAAAGAGAGAGGGGGGCCAAUGGUGGGGGCGAUGGAGCAGAAACGCAAGUACCAGCAGCAGGUUAUGGCUCAUACAAAACGUACUCAUAGAGCCAUGUGCCUUUCUACACAUUCAGGUAACAAGAGGUGGGGUUAAUCGAUCAAAAGCUAAAGGCUCAUAGGGUGCGGUGACGUGUUUGUUAUUGGGGGAAAUGAUUGGCGUUUUUAUCUUUUCCUAAAAUCUAAACUGGGUCAUUCUUUUAAUGAUGAAACUCUCUGUAUUACAUUACUGCAGACCAUCAAUACAACAGUAUACAGAUCUUUAUGUCCUUGGAUUAGAUUAUUAUGAUGAUUAUUAAAUCUUAUCCAUGUUCCAAUCAGUUAUCCUGGGCACAGUGGGUGGAGCUUUUAGUUAAUUCCAUUUAUAAUCUCCAAUUAAAAGAAAAUCUUAAGUUUCUGUAUGGUUACUCUAUGAAGAAUAAAAGAAGAAAUGUUCAUUCCUAA